Molecule: messenger RNA, 2177 nt
Organism: Leptopilina boulardi
Lineage: Eukaryota; Metazoa; Arthropoda; Insecta; Hymenoptera; Figitidae
Product: ubiquinone biosynthesis protein COQ9, mitochondrial-like
Exons: 3
Coding region: 328-2055 (575 amino acids)
Biological process (GO): ubiquinone biosynthetic process
Cellular component (GO): mitochondrial inner membrane; cytoplasm
Molecular function (GO): ubiquitin-protein transferase inhibitor activity; lipid binding
Source: RefSeq, a predicted model, not a curated record
AUGAUGAUAAUAAUUCUCCGAUUUCAUAUAAAGUGUUUACGUCAAUCCAAAGCGGUGAAUCGCCAUUACCCUCUUCUCUCAUUAUAAAAUUAAUAUAUUUAUUGAAAAUUAUUAUCUAAUUACUAUAUUUCAAUAAAAGAAAUAGUACUUGUUUAUAUCAGUAACGUUUAUAAUUUGAAAUUUUUCAAAAUUAAGCAAAUUAUCAUUAUGAAACGUCUAUAACAUCCAUAGUUUUACAAGUUAUAUGUACAGCAUUUCCUAGUGCCAAGAAGUCACAUUUUUACAGAUUAUAUAUGUAUAUAUUGAAAAACGCCACAUAACCUCAAAAUGAGUAAUAAUUGUUCGGAAAUACCGGCUUCUCUCAGUCAUCAAAUUAAAACAUUACUUCAAGGAGAAGAUCCGAUAAAAGCUGUGGAACUAAUUAAUGACGACACACAUCUUGAGACACUUAAAGAAUCAUCUUGGAACAUCGUUGAAAUUGUAACUCCUCACUUGACAAUUGAAAAUGCAAAAGGAAAUAUCCCAUUGUUUAAGGCUUGCGAAGCUAUUCUUAAUAUAGUUACCGAAAAAUGUAAGCCAUCCGAAACAGUUUUGGAAUUACUCGAGGAAAUUGAUAAUCAGGAGAACGAUGUGAAAUUUUUCACUUUAUUAAAACCAUUGAAACGAAGUUUACAGAAACUGGAUGACAAGAGUAAAUCUUUUGAUUGGUGCGCGAAUACGAUAAAAUAUUACGUUGAUGGUCUUCCAUUGCCUGAUAAAGAAAUUAUUUUAGAGGAAAUCGAUUCAGAGGAAUGUAGAAUCAUUGAUGUUUACAAGGAAAUACUGUUGUUUUUGAAACCUUUCAUUGAAGAAUCAUCUCUUGACAAUGGGAAAAAUAGUAAAAUUCGAAAUCAUUUGCUGAGUUUACUUCUCUCAUUGAUGGGAAAACCGUUUUGUCAUUUACCAGUAUGUUCACGAUCUGUGAGAGAUAUUUCCGAAUCGAUAGUGAUUAAUAUUUGUAAAUUAACUGGUGAUUGCUUUCAAUUUCUUCCGAUUGUUGCUGAACGAGAUAGCAAGUCACUUAACAAGACGUCAAAAAAUAAUCUCUUUGAGUCAACGUGGCAAGUUUCAAAUUUAUCUUACGCUAAUUUCUAUUAUCUAUUAAUGACUAAGGAAUCUUUACAAGACAAAAUUCCUCAGGUUUAUGAUUCGGAAUUUAUUUUACAAAAUUGUUUUUAUCUUUCCUAUAUCUUUCUCGAGAAGAAUAUUCCAAUUUUUCUUUACAAAGGAUUAGGUCUCAUUGAAUCGGUGAUAUGUCGAGUGGAAAAAUAUUCUUUAAGUCAACAAACAUUAGAAUUGUCAGUGCAUUCGAAAUUGUUCUCGUGCUUAACGCAAGUGAUGAUUUACUGUGAAUCAGAUGUGGAACGAAAAAGAGCUUUGGAAAUCUUUAAAAAUUACGUCGAUUUAUUUACAAUUCAAGUGAAAUAUCAAGUUCUUUUACACCUCUAUAAAAUUACCAAACAUUCGGGUCUUUUGAGUUUAAUUAGUGUCAUUGUCAAAGAUUCUAUAAUCAAGUGCCUUGAGGUGGACCCACCUUUGCCUUAUUUUCUUGGAUCAAAUUUGCAUACAUUACUCUCGAUUAUUUGCAAAUUACAACACGGAAGUGCGACCGAUUUGAUAGAAAUUGCUGAAGAGACAAUAGCUGCUUUAAAUUUAAUUCGUUUUCUGUCAAUUCGUGAUAACAAUAAUAUUACAGGCUUUUGGGAUUAUACGGAAAAUUUGGAGAAACAUUAUUUGAAAGAAUUGCGAAAUGGUGUGGAUUUAAGUCGUGCUCACUGGAAAUUGAAAUUAAAAGACCUAAAAGAGGAGGAAAAAUUAUCAAAGAAGCCGAAGAAAUGGGAAGUUGAUAAUGUGACCGUGUCAGUUGGUGGUGAAAAUUUGUCAAUGUUACCUGUCAGUGAAAAAAUUGAAUUUUCCCAUCACGCUUUAAAUGCCUUGGAUAUGAUUGAAAUUGUAUUAAUUCGAGUUAAUGAAUUUCUGGAGAAUCAUCGUCUUAAAUUAGCUCCUAAAAAUUAAAUAUUUCAUAAAGGUUUCAGAAAUCUUUCGACUUGGAGAACUUUACUUUCUGAGCAAACACAAAAUGCUUCUAUCAAAGGAAAUGGUUCUCAUACUCAAAAUGAAGAUGAAUACGAGAAAAA